AACCAGCUGCAUUCUUCCCCUCAGGAGGUCUGACUUGAACUCGCUGAAGAUGGCAGAGCAGAGGAGCAGUCUACUGAAGAUGUACAGACUUCUCAUAGUGACUUUAUUUUUGCCACAUGAGAUGACAAGUUCUGUUUUAACUGUGAAUGGUAGAGCUGAGAACUAUAUCCUGGACACUCAGCGUGGUGUCCAAGAAUCUCUGGAGUGUGCUGUCCAAAAUCACACCAGGGAUGAAGAACUUCUUUGGUACCGAGAAGAUAGGAGAGUGGAUUUGAAAUCUGGCAACAAAAUCAACACCAGCUCUGUCUGUGUCUCUUCCAUCAAUGAAACGGACAAUGGCAUCAACUUUACCUGCAAGCUACAGAGAGACCAGAUGGUGUCCGUCUCGGUGGUGCUGAAUGUUAUUUUUCCCCCUCUUCUAAGUGGAAACAACUUUCAAACAGUUGAGGAAAGCAAUGAUGCAAAGUUGGUUUGCAACGUGAAAUCCAACCCCCAGGCUCAAAUGCUGUGGUAUAAAGACAACCGCGUCCUCACUCUAGAGAAAGACCAUCACCAAAUCUACCAGGCAAGUGAGUCCUUCCAGUUGUCCAUCACCAAAGUCAAGAAGUCUGACAAUGGAACCUACAGCUGUGUGGCAAAUUCAUCUCUAAAGACGGAGACCCUGGACUUUCACCUGGUUGUCAAAGAUAAAACUGUGGCUGUGCCAAUAGAGCCGAUCAUUGCUGCGUGUGUGGUGGUCUUUCUCACACUGGGUUUUGGACUGCUUGCCCGGAGGAAAAGAAUAAUGAAGCUCUGCAUGAAGGAGAGAGACCCUCCCAGAGGAACAGCGCUAUGAGGAAGCUAAAAUGCCAUCUAACGCAGAAGAGUCUUGUAUCAGGACUGGCUCAAUUUAUGUAGUCCCAUCUGUAUUUAUUGCUACUAUUAAAUCCACUCCUGUCAAGUUGUCAGAGGUUAUGAAGAGUAUUUUAUUAAUCAUGGCACAGCAGUUGCUAGAACUGAUUUGAUAUACUUACGGAACAAUUUUAUGCCAAGGGCUGUCCAGAAUGGAAAGUAAGAUUUUAUUAAGUCUUCUGCUUAAAGAUAUUAUAUGUUAAUUGAUUGAGAUUUAUUCCAACUAGUUUAGUAAUCGCUUGCUAUUUGACUUACAUUUUUCAAGGUAGGAGAUUAGCAGACAUUUGAGUUUUACAAAUCAGUGCAAUAGCAAAAAUAAUAAUAACAAUAAUAAUAAGAUAAAAGUGGUUAACAACAUAGAGUAAUCAACUUUUUAAGAGUCCAGGAACAAUUACAGAUAUCAAAUUUCUUUCAGUAUCAUUUUAUAAAAGAAAUGUCUUAGGACUAAAGAAAGAAGGAGGGAUACAAUCUCAGAAUAUAAAACACUCCUUUAAAUGGAAUAAAUUUAAUAUUAUGAAAACUUUA
Messenger RNA from Jaculus jaculus (lesser Egyptian jerboa), 1416 nucleotides. It is a transcript of the gene Tmigd1, whose product is annotated as transmembrane and immunoglobulin domain containing 1. The coding region runs from base 50 to 835 and encodes 261 amino acids. The record is from RefSeq and is a predicted model, not a curated record. The transcript has 6 exons. NCBI's taxonomy places the organism in Eukaryota, Metazoa, Chordata, Mammalia, Rodentia, Dipodidae.